AUCUUUACCUCAUAUAUGUUAUAUUUUAAGAUUUGUGUGAAGCUCCAAACCGAGUCCUGGCUUGUUCGUCAAAAUAAAUUUGCAAGUACCCCUUAUGCCACCAGUGAUAACCAAUGGAUUUCUUAUGAAGAUAUGGACAGUAUGACAACAAAGGCAAACUUUGUUUUGGAAAACAAUCUUGGAGGUAUAAUGGUCUGGUCUCUUGAUAUCGAUGAUUUUACGGGAACAUGCUUUGGACAGAAGUUUCCUUUACUUACGGUCAUCAACAAUGUUCUCAAGAACAAUAAUAAGGCUCAAUAUGUCACAGAACUUCUUGAAGAAACGUGGAAUUACUCUAAAUCUCAGCAAAUGAACCAUUCUAGCUCUCUUUCAAGUGAAAAACUUUCAAGUCAUGAAGCAACAUGCACAAGAGAGGGUUUCUUUGUAUUACCUAAAGACUGCUCCAAGUUUUACCGUUGUACUCUGCUCCAAACAGGAAAAUUUUUGAUGCAUUCUUUUGAUUGCCCCCCAAAAACAGUUUUUGAUAGUCGGUAUAAUGUUUGUACGUGGAAGAAGAAUGUAAAUAUUCUAAAUUGUAGUUAAUGACAUCUUGCAUUUGAAAUCAAAAUUACAUUAUUUUUCCAUUCACUUAAAUAUAUAUUAAUCUACUAACAAUAAGCUUAAUAUUUCUUUUAAUCUUUAUUUCAACAAAAAAAUUAUUUUUAAGUUUUAAAUUUACAGAUAAUCCUUGAAUAAUGCACUUGUUUCUUUGUGUAGUGAUUACUUUUACCAUGAAAAUAUCUUGUCUAUACUUAUAGAAUAAACUCAUUUAGAUUAAUAGAUGUGUUCUAGUUAUGAUAACUCAGUACCACUUAUAAAUACUAUAUCUUCAAAACAAAAUACCACUGUACACUUAUCUGUCACAUCUGUUACUUGUAUUUCUUCACCAAAGUGCAAUCAUUUUUGUUUCUGCUUAUUUACAACAUAUAUUUCACAUGACAAAUUUUCCAAUAUUAAAUUAGACUAUUUUCAUAACUGAAUUUGCAUGACAAUGAAAAUAUAAUCAAACAUACACAGGUAUUUCUCUUGCUAUUCAUCAUUAUUUAUCUAUCAAUAGUUACAAACUUUUGC
Messenger RNA from Limulus polyphemus (Atlantic horseshoe crab), 1110 nucleotides. Its product is annotated as acidic mammalian chitinase-like. Gene Ontology annotation, molecular function: chitin binding; chitinase activity. The transcript is spliced from 2 exons. Bases 16 to 582 code for a protein of 188 amino acids. The record is from RefSeq and is a predicted model, not a curated record. Gene Ontology annotation, biological process: chitin catabolic process; carbohydrate metabolic process. Gene Ontology annotation, cellular component: extracellular region. NCBI's taxonomy places the organism in Eukaryota, Metazoa, Arthropoda, Merostomata, Xiphosura, Limulidae.